AUGGCGCUGGACACGCUGGCCUUCCAAGAGGCGGACGCCGAGACGUUUCAGCAGCUCGAGAAGACGCUGUUCGCAGCACCGAGAGCGCGAGACGAGACGCUCAUGAAGUUCACGAACAGGAUCCGCUCGGAACAGAAGGAGCUGGUCAGGCUGCUACCGAACGCGCUCAACGAGACGGCCAUGGGCUUCCUGCUGCUUCGAGGGGCCGGCUUGGCCAAGACGGAGCGCAACCAAGUGCUCAUCCAGACGGGCUACGACUACGACGUGAACAAGCUCGUAGCGAUCCUGAAGCGCAUGACGGGCGACAACGCGGUCACGGAGAAGACUUCGACUACCAGAACGGCUUCCUACUUGGCGGGAAUUCGGGAAGAGGAGCCGCAGGAGGCUACUGAAGACAAGGACGAGGACAACCCCAUCUACGACGCGAUGGCGAACCUGCUGGGCAUAGACGACGACAAGGAGCCAGACGACAAGCUCGAGAGCGGCGAGGCUCUCACGGAGGCCGAGGCGCUGGACUGCCUGGCGGCGCUGGUCGGGCCACCACCAAAGCCCAGGACAUGGGGUGAAGCUCGGAAGAUCGUAGCCGACAAGAAGACGAACAGAGGGUUCCACAACAUCGAGAACAAGGUCAGGGCGACGGGCGGCUUCUUCGCGAUGACGGUGCUCCAGGACGACGAGGUGUGCAGCUACGUGGCGACGGAGGCGAAGAUGGCGGCGAGAUCCAACGUGGUGGAGCACGUCACGCUGGCGAUCGACAUCGGGAAGUCUGGCAGACCAGGCUGGGGUGCGGUCGACACGGCAUGCGGCUUCAACAUGAUGGGCCUGGUCACCUUCGACGCCUGGGCCAAGCGCUACAAGGACGUGCACAGCAUCACGCUGGAGACGGUGCCCUGCCACAAGAAGUACAGGUUCGGGAACGACCAGGUCUGCACGGCGACGGAGGGCGUGUUCAUUCCGAUCAUGCUGGGCCACUUCAGCGGGGUGAUCUUCGCGUGCCUGGUCAAGGGCGCGGCGCCGCUACUGCUCUCCAAGGCAUUCGUCGUGGAGCUGAAGGCGUCACUACACGCGUUCCAGUCGGAGUUGGACCUGCCAGAGCAGAACGUCAGACUUCCUCUGGCCCAUGCUGGAGGUGAGCACUUCCUGGUGCAGCUCGACAACUUCGUGCGCCCGUGGAAGAAGCCUGAGAGCUGGACUCUGUGCUCGAGGGAGGUUUCGAUGGACUUCGGGGCGAGCUCGGAGUACAUCCAUCUAUCAUCUACGUCUGGUAACAAAGACCUCGAGAGGCCACCAACGACUGCGGGUCAGGCGGAGGCCACAGAGGCCGCGGCGAAGCCUGUGAAUCCCCAGAAGGACCCGAAGGUGAGGGACAACCCAGAGAGGGGGAAGGUUUUUCAGUGGCCGUGGCACGAGAUAGACAACCGACCGAGACCGCCAACGGGGGCAAUGAUCUGCAGGUUCUUGGACAUCCCCAACCAGGGCCCCUGUCCACCAAAGGGCAACCCGAGGCAGGCUCGAGAUCACGAUCCAGCUCGAGAGACGGCGUGCGUUCGCGAGUUCACGGGCCACGGCGGCAACGGUCGAGCGUUCUGGGUGCAGUGCUGCGGCUGCAAGAUGCACCUCGGGCACUGCCCACAGUCAGCUCCAGGGAUGAUGAAGGUCAUCAACAUGCUCAACGACUUCAAGGACGACGAGGCGAGGAUCAAGGGAUGGAAGCCCGGAACGACCAAGACCAGCAGCAAGAAGAAUGAGACCGAGGCGAGACCAACAGCGACCAACGGGACAGCAUCGACAAGCCCGAGGACCACUUCCAGAACCAAUCCGAUGCACCAGGACAACCGGUGUCAGAAGGACGAGCUGGAGGAGGAGACCGAGGACUGGGAGCAGCUGGGCGAGCCCCCACGGAGCAAGGCCUUGACAGCGCUGCGCGAGCUACUACAGAAGCUCAGCGACAAGCAGAACAGCAUGAUCAACACGUCCAUUAAGCAGAUCAGCGACUUCGAGGACCUGACUCAGGCAGUGGAGGCCGCGAUCUCCGAGAGCAGCGCCUUCGUGAAUCAGGUCAACCUCAACUUCGAACCCGAGCUGGACCACCUCAAGGAGGACGAUCGAGCGGAAAGGAGCUUGACCAACAAGGAGAUCGUGACGCUCAUGGGCUCCCAUCUGCUGACGAGGAUGGGACAGCGAGAAGUGUGGAGCAAGCUUCAACACUCAGCAUCUCUCGUGGUAGUUACCAAUCCUCCGAAGGACAUCUACAACACCAAGUUAAAGGAGAAGGUCGGCAAGGAGAUGCCGACGUUUAUCUCCGACGUGGCGAUCAAGCAGGCCGUCAACGGCAGGUACUUCUACUACGAGCAGGACAUGAACUCCAGGGACUGGGGGGAUCCCCUCAUCAAGAAGCUCAAGCGUCUACCCGACAUCGGCGAGGACGGAGCGCUUCGGAAGGGCCGCAAGUACUUCUCCAAUCUACCCAAUGAGGCCACCGAGUACGCCAAGUUGUUGAGCCAGGAGCUCGUGAAUCGACCACCUCACACCGCCCUCGGGGACAUUGACGACUCCCUACAGGAGCUGGUUGGGGCGCUAGUUCGGACGAUCAUCAAGAUGAAGACCACGAAGGAGCCUGGGGAGCAGAUCGAGGAGCAGAACGACCAGAAUAAUGGGACCAGACCCAAUUCCCACAAACAAGCGCAUCGUCAACAGGUUCACAAGAUCCAUGAGAGCAUGGGCCACUGCAGCAACGAGAACCUGGUCAUGGUGCUGAAGUACGGCAAGGCCAGACAGGCCUUCGUUGAGGCGGCGCAGAAGCUCGAGUGCCCGAGCUGCGAGGCGAACAGGAGGCCGAAGCUCGCGAAGCCCUCCAAAGCUCCGACUACCUACCAGUUCAACGAUGUCAUCGGCAUGGACAUCUUCUUCGUGUUGGGACCCGAGAACACCACCAAGGUGCCCAUGCUGAACAUUGUCUGCCGCGGUACUGGACAUCAAGUUGCGAUACCUCUACCGAGUCAGCAUGGCCUUCAGAUACGACGUCAUUACCGCGCAUUCUGGAAGCGUGUCUACGGGGUGCCACGCAUGAUAGUCAUUGAUGGCGAGAAAGGCGUCUCUGCAGGUGGGUUUCCAGAAGCUGCUGAAGGAGAUGGUUCCGAGAUCAAGGUGACGAGUGCUACUUCACCAUGGCAGGCGGGCAAGACCGAACGCGCUGGAGGCACCUGGAAGGAGACCUUCUACCGAACCAGGCAGAAGUUCAACACUAACAACUGGGAAGACUUCUACGAGCUCGUGGAUGCGGUCAACGUGGCGAUGGGCGAGAGCGUUCGCAGAGGAGGCUUUACACCUUAUCAGAGAAUUUUCGGACGACCAUUUCGACUUCCUGAGAAGAUCCUAGAAGAAGGACCACCAAGAUUGUCAACGGUCUCCAGAGCGAUGAACGGUGACACCGAGUUGGCCAGGAGCAUCGACAUGCGCAAGGCCGCCAUGGCUGCCAACAUCGAGGCCGAGUGUUCAGAGAACCAGGAGAUCGGUGUUAUUCCUGGCGAAGCAGUACUGACAAGCUGCCAACCAGUUCCUGGCAUGGACCUGCACGUCGCAGCCUGGGAGCAGAUCGACAACGCCAUGAAGAAGGAGCUGAACACCAAGAACAGAGGAGCGGCCUCGCAGCCGCCCAUCACAGAGAUCGAGAAGGCCGCGGAUGUCAACCCAGGGCUGAUUCCCAUGGCCACCAAGUACUACGACCAUCUAGACGACGUGCCGUUUACGAUCAAGCAGAACGUCGACAAUCCGACCUCAGCCAUGCCAGUCAGCGAGCGGAUUGCCGUCAUCGAAGAUAAGAUCAACAAGGAGGCGGAGGCGCCACCCAAGAAGAAGGUCAAGAAAGUGAAGGCACCAGUCGUCAGCUCAGCCAUGCUCACCAACACAAAUCAACGACUUCGUAAGGAGAUCACCGAGAAGUCGCUUCUGAACACCUACAAGUACCAGCCCUACAUCGCAGCUGAGCGCAGAGAGUGGGGCAACAUCAAGAAUGCAAAAGCAAUUCGACUACUUCCACCUGCUGAAGCCGCUGAAGUACGUCAAGAUCCCGAUCGAGCUUCCAGGAUCAUGGGCUCUCGUUGGGUGCUUGCCGACAUGGGCGGCAAUCCUGAGGAGGUCGACGCUAGCAAGCGGCAGUUGAUGUUCCUGAGCGACGGCACUUGGAGGAUGGCAGAGGCUCGCUGGACCGUUCAAGGACACGCCGACCCCGACCUGCUCUAUCUCGAGACCUACAGCCCAGUCGUCGGCAAGGACUCCAUGUUCCUGAUCUUGCAAAUCCUGUGCUCUAACAAGUGGAUCUUGCAGCUAGCGGACAUCACUUCGGCUGUUACCGCUGGAGAUCCACUCGAUCGAUCUCAAGGCAGUCUUUAUGUGGAGCUACCUCGCACUGGGAUUCCUAAUGUGGAGGGCGGUUCGCUGGUGGAGUUACUCGAGGCAGUGUAUGGCCUAGGCGAUGCCCCACUACAAUGGCUAUCAGCUUUCACCAAGUACGCCAAGGAGAUCGGCUUCCAGUGCUCUAUGUUCGACAGCUGCGUCUUCUACUUGAGAGACGAGAAGGGACUUCACGGCAUCAUGGGCCUCACUGUGGACGACAUCGUGGGUGGUGGAGACGUUCUAUUCGACACUGCCUGUCAGAAGCUACGAGGAAGGUUUCCUUUCGGAGCGUGGCGCCACAAGAGCGGGAAGUACACCGGUAAGGAGCUACAGCAGAACGAGGACAACACCGAGAUCACGAUAUCACAAAGCUUCAGUUCGAGCAGCAUCCAGCUAAUCAACAUAGCCACUGAACGAAAGAUGCCCAACCUGGUGGUGGACGACUUGCUGGAGGCGAACCGCAUCGGCAGGAUGACCAAGGAAUUCAGCUCGGUGAUUCUCAGGAUCAAGCACAUCCCAUUUCACGAGAUGGCUUUUGCAGUUUUCAAUGACGCGGCCUGGCCAAAUGCCAGAGAUGGAGCUUCACAGGCUGGAUGCAUCGUGUUCGCCACACAACGCAAUAUUCUCAAAGGUGAGCCCGCCAUCAUCUCGAUCCAGUCCUGGAAGAGUCACAAACUUAAGAGGAAGUGUGCUCACCAGUUCGGUGCCGAGACGCUGGCGAUUUCAGAAGGAAUGGCGAUGGCAGAGUUCAUUCGCACCAUGUUGCUCGAGAUUAUGGACAGCGAGUUCGACCUGAUGAGGCCCUACAUGCUAGCAUCUAAGUUUCCAGUGAUCAUCGUCACCGACUCCCACGUGACCAAUCCCAAGACAGGCUUGGCCGAGGACAAGCGCGCCGCCAUCGACGGAGCCAUCGUUCGAGCAGCCAUGCAACGACCAGAAGUUCACCUUCGGUGGAUCGAGGGCACCAGACACCUCACCGAUCCACUCACCAAGCGUAAGGGCGAGAGCGCCCUACUACGACAAGCUCUACAUGACGGAGAAUACGGCAUCACCGCAGACAGCAUCGUGCUUCGCCGACGGUGCAAGGACAGAGUUCGACGCCAGAAAAAGGAGCCAACCAAUUUCGCCGUGACCAACUGCUGCUUCUCUGGGCCCCACCUCUACGGAAUGGACUGUACGGGCACUUUAGGUGCCACCAGCAACGUGGACGAUCUCAACUACGAGCCCGAAGCCUACAAGCGCCUCAGGGAAGCCCAGCAGAUCUUCCGAGAGAGGCCCGAGGCUAGCCGCUUGAACCAG
Molecule: messenger RNA, 5694 nt
Organism: Prorocentrum cordatum
Lineage: Eukaryota; Dinophyceae; Prorocentrales; Prorocentraceae
Source: the annotation of a GenBank genome assembly